AGGUUUCCUUCCUUCCUUGCUCUCAAAUUUUGUGGACAAAGAAAAGGGCAGAGCAUGGUGGAUUGUUGUCCCAGCUGCUGUUAAUCAACAGUCUGUUGCUGCCGUAGGUAGAUGCGGUUGAACUCACUGCCAUGAUUCUUCCAUUAGGGAUUUUUUGGCUUUGCCCUCUGUUGUUAUGGAGCUGCAUUUCUCAGAAAGGAUACAAUAUUGCACAUGGCUACUCUGUCGAUGAUGAAUUCAGCAGCCAUGCAGAUGUGCUUGGUACACACAACUCAAACCAAUUUCAUUCUGGAGCAUCUUUAAAUGCAAACCAUAACUCUGUUAGUCCAAGGGAUGAGAUGCAAACCACCAAACACCAAACACCGAGCCUCAGUGAAGAGAUGGUGCAAAGUGAAACAGACUCAGAGAUGAAUGAGCCAGCCGCUACCUCUGUGCAGAAAUAUGACAGAGAAAGUUCUGCUUCUCGACAUCCCUUUGGCCUUUUAGUAAACAUGCAAAAGAACACUACAGAGGGUGUCACUUUCCCAACAAUCAAAGAUUUUAAACAGUUCAUAGGAACAAUGAAAAGGUCUUUCUUAAUGCCAGGAAGUGACUUGAGAAGACAUUUUCAAACUGCACGGGAAAUUAUGGAAAACAAGGUGCUUUCUGAUGCUCAAAAUGUUGAGGGAGAGCCUCACUCGAGCUAUAGGUCUAAUUCUGCAAAAGAAGGCGCUGCCUCGGAUGUUGCCAGUGAAAAUGAAGUCUGGAGUGACCCUAUGAAUGUAGUGUUUGAACCAAAUGAAAGCCUCUCUGUCCCUGACCCUGUUGACUCCACAGCUGCUAGGAGUGUUUAUGACAAGCAAGGCCCAAGCACGGGCUCUGCUUUCUACCCACGCCCUCAUUCAGCAGCAAUGGAGCAUGUUUCAAGUAAUUAUGGAGGUUUUGACAGUGGUGGCAUUUCUGGAGAAAACCUUGAUAUUUUUACAAGUGUUCCUGGUGUGCAAAAUGAUCUGCCAACAAGCUAUGAGCUCCCUGAACAAAAAACUUCUGGAUCAUUCUUAAGAGAGGAUUUUUCUAUCAGUGGCCAUGUGACUGUGUCCCCUGUCAACCCCCCACCUCAAGAUUUCAGCUACUAUUCAGGUAAAACGUCCAAUAUAAAACAUCUAACCUCUGAGAAGAAUAUCCAACAACCAAAAUAUACACCUCACAGUAAAGACUCCAAAGAUUUCCAAAGUGAGGAUCUAGGCAGAGUGACUCUAGCCAAUGUCCUGUCUGUACUGAAGCCCCCAGCGUUGAGUUCUUAUGGCAAAAGCUUAUAUGUAAGUGCACCUAGAGGUAAAAUCUACGUUCAAGAUUAUCUACCAAAACAUGGGGAAAGACCAGCCCUGUUAUAUCAGCCACAUCAAUCGACAGUAGAGGAAUCAAAGGAUGUAAACUACCCUCCCACCAUCAGCCUUCCUGCAUCUAGUGGCUCUGUUUCUUCAAGCUCUGAAAACCUUUUACCACAGAGUAGUAGUGGUCAUGUGGGUGUUCAAUCAAGCAGCCUACAUGAUGCUCAGAAUCAAGCUUUCGACGCAAAACAGCCAGUCGAAUCUCACCAAGUGUUUACUGUGAGACCUUCCAGCUCCCUUCAUGGCUCAAACAGACACGAUGGCUAUCUUGGAGACCAGAGAGUUGGUAUUACUCAUACGUCCUUCAUAACUGACCGGACAAAAGAUGAAGAAACAUCAGACCCCUCUCACCAGAACACAGUCUUUGCCAUUCAGGAACCAAAACGCCUAUCUGACAAUACUCUGACUCUAGAUUCAACCCAGAGUGGGAUCUCCUUUCCGGUCAGAGUUGAUUAUAGUUUCAGCUCUCUAACUAACUUUGCUCCAACCUCAGCAUCAGAGACAGUGUUUUCAAGAUUGGCUGGCAAUGAAAUGUUGUCCAGGAACUUUGGAAUCAAGAAUUUCAUCUUCGAUAGGUUUCCAACUGGUACUAUACGUGGUGGUAGAAACCACCUGGGCUCGUUUUCUAGAUUACAAAGACAGGGUAUUCCUCUAAAUGGUGGCUAUGUAGGUGCAUCAAAAGCUGGCUAUCUACAGACUUUGAUGCAGCCAACCAAGGUACAGAAGCAUCCAGCUAAUGUAAAUAAAGUACUUGGCAACAUGGCCUACCAGCCCAUUAAACCACUGUCUGCAUCUAAACUGUCUUUAAGUGGUGCUUUUGGGAGAGAUGGUGGAAACACAAAAAGGCUUCCUCCUCAAAAUGCAUACAUUGUGCAGUCCAGAAACCGCUAUCUCAGGAGCAAAGUAUCUCAAUCAAACAUGCGGUAUGUGCCAUUUGAGCUGGAAAAAGUUGGUAAACACCAAUGGAGACCUGCUCCAAGGCAUUAUGAAUACAGGAAGUCAAGGAUGUGAAGAAAAGGAGAAUCAUCCCCUUUUUAGGUGAACUCCCUGAACUCUCAGGUCCUUGUCUAUAUGGGAUCUGUUGUCAUCUUCAGCUGGGAAGACACUCAAGUUUCUGCAGUUCUACAUGCAUCUGCUCUAACUAGUAAAGUCAUUGAAUAUUUUAAA
This is a messenger RNA of Larimichthys crocea (large yellow croaker), 2537 nucleotides long. RefSeq lists its product as uncharacterized. The record is from RefSeq and is a predicted model, not a curated record. Bases 132 to 2381 code for a protein of 749 amino acids. The transcript is spliced from 5 exons. NCBI's taxonomy places the organism in Eukaryota, Metazoa, Chordata, Actinopteri, Sciaenidae.